Molecule: messenger RNA, 333 nt
Organism: Pseudocercospora fijiensis CIRAD86
Lineage: Eukaryota; Fungi; Ascomycota; Dothideomycetes; Mycosphaerellales; Mycosphaerellaceae
Exons: 4
Coding region: 1-333 (110 amino acids)
Source: RefSeq, a predicted model, not a curated record
AUGCUUCCUAGGAAUGUGAAGUCUGCCGCACUCGUUCUCUCAUACACCUGUGGCAGUCACAUCUACUGGGCUCAUCACUCCAAUGGCCUCGAUUACAGUUGGGGCAUUAACACCUACACUGUCGAAACGACAAUCAACAGCAUGGCAGGACGAUUGCGGCAGCCCAUCACCUUCCAAAUAUCGAGCCUUCAGUUUGCCAUACUUUCAAUCUCGACUGACGUUCAGCCGCUACUGACAGCCGAUCAGGGUACGAACGUCGUUUGGUCAGAUACCACCACCACACCCCCAAUCGAUCUCUCAACCUUUACGGGUCACUCAGUAAUCGCUCUGUGA